Messenger RNA from Anolis carolinensis (green anole), 3151 nucleotides. It is a transcript of the gene klhl35, whose product is annotated as kelch like family member 35. Bases 481 to 2337 code for a protein of 618 amino acids. NCBI's taxonomy places the organism in Eukaryota, Metazoa, Chordata, Lepidosauria, Squamata, Anolidae. Gene Ontology annotation, molecular function: protein binding. The record is from RefSeq and is a predicted model, not a curated record. The transcript is spliced from 8 exons.
CCAUGGAUUAAAUCAAUUGCUCCCGCUGGGAUCCCAAUUGGUUUUCCAGAUGGGCAGUGGCCUCUAAGCUGUCCCUUGGGCUAACCUCUCUCUCUCUCUCUAGCCAUCUUCAAAUUCUCCCUUUUAGAGGCAGAAGGGGGGAGAGGAGAGACCCUCCUCCUGCGGAGACUAUUCAUUGACAGCUGCAGCAAAUGCCACGCCAAUCCUUUGGGCAGCAAGCCUCAGUAUAACAGACAAAAUAAGGGACAAAAGCCACUUCUGCUUGUCUCUCUGCUGCGUGGUUUGGAGGAGGGAUGCUUUUGCGAGAUCUUUGUCCUGUAUGAGCCAAAAAGGACACUUUAUCCAUCUUUUGAUGAUGAAUUUCCAUCUAUUUUGGAAUUGCGAAGAUUGUCUCGUACUUCAGAAUAACAAUGUCCGGCUGUUAAUCGUUGCAGUGUCGGAGUGAUGCUCAUCCGGACCUAACAGGUUUCUGGAUAAGGGAUGCUCAACCUGCACAUAUUUAUGUUACAGACCAUGAUGUACCAAGUCAUGAAACAAGAAACCAAUUAUGGUACCAACAGCAGCGAUAACACCAAACUGCUGGACCAAAGGAGCAAAAGGCUUCCCAUGAAACUAUUCAGGGGGCCUUGCCAUGCUGAACACAUCCUUCAGACCCUCAACUCCUAUCGCCAGGAUGGCAUCUUCACCGACGUGGUGCUGGUGAUGGGCAAGCAAAGGUUUCCUUGCCACCAGGCCACCUUGUCUGCCAACAGUGCCUAUUUCCGGGCCAUGUUUUCUGCGAAGGCAGAGGAAGGUUGCCAAAGCAUAGUCAACCUCCAAGCCAUGCCUGCUACCAGCAUGAGCCUCGUCCUGGAUUACAUGUACGGUGGGGAUGUGUCCAUCCAGGAGGACAAUGUAGAAGGCCUCCUUGAGCUCUCCAACUUGCUCCAGAUCCCCAGACUAAAGGAUGCCUGCAUCACCUUCUUGGAAAGACAGCUUCACCCUUGCAACUGUUUGGGCAUCAUGAGGUUCGCCAACUCUUUCUCCAUCUCUUCCCUGGUUGAGAAGAGCAGGAGAUUGGUCCUGGAAGGUUUUGUGGAGGUGUCUCAUCAUGAAGAAUUCCUGGAGCUUGAUGCCAAGGAACUCGGAGCAUGUCUCUCAAGUGACUGGUUGGUGGUCCCUAAAGAGGAGGUGGUCUUGGAGGCCCUCAUGCGAUGGGUCCAUCAUGAUGUGGCUUCCAGGAGAGGUGCUCUGAAGGACCUUCUGGAAUAUGUGCGACUCCCACUCUUGGACCCCUUGUACUUCCUGGAGAAGGUAGAAGUGGAUGGAAUCAUCCAUCAGUCCAAGGAGUGUCACUCGUUGCUGCAAGAAGCUCGCAAAUAUUAUGUCCUGGGAGAAGAAACCAACUCUCAACGAUGUAGACCCAGAAGAUUCAUGGAACUAGCCGAGAUGAUCGUUGUGAUCGGAGGCUGUGACAAGAACGGCUUUUUGAAGCUCCCUUUUGUGGAUGUCUUCCACCCAGAGAGCGGCCAGUGGAAGCCACUCCCCAGCUUGCCUGGAUAUACUAAGUCAGAGUUUGCAGCCUGUACCCUGAAGAACGAUGUCUAUAUCUCAGGAGGUCAUAUCAACACCAGAGAUGUCUGGCUACUGAGCUCCCGGCUGAACGUCUGGCUCAAGGUGGCCUGCCUGCAGAAGGGCCGAUGGAGGCACAAAAUGACGGCUCUCUGCGGAAAGGCUGUUUUCAGGGGUCUGGCACUGCAUGGAGCCACAACAUCUGGCUGUUGGUGCUGGAUCUACACAGUGGGUGGCUAUGAUGGCUUCUACCGCCUGGCCAGCAUGGAAUGCUAUGACUCCUUCUUGAACAGCUGGACCACCGUGGCCCCUUUGCCUCUGGCAGUGAGCUCGGCUGCAGUGGUCUCCUGCCUUGGCCAGCUCUAUGUGAUUGGUGGUGCUCUAGAUGACAGCACCAACACAGACAAGGUCCAGUGCUAUGACCCGGAGGAAAACCAAUGGAGGAUUUUGUCUCCUGCCCCUUUCAGUCAGCGAUGCAUCAACGCUGUCAGUUUGGACAACUUGAUUUACGUCGUGGGUGGGCUCCUGAGUCAGGUCUUCAGCUACAAUCCCUUGAACGACACGUGGAGCAAAGUGGCAUCUUUGUCCAGACCUUUAGAGAGCUGUGGAGUCACCGUCUGCCAUGGCAAGAUCUUCAUCCUGGGAGGGAGAGACGAGAACGGGCAAGGCACCGACAAGGUCUUUGCUUUGGAUGUGGCAACAGGCACACUGGAACCACAGCCGCCUCUGCAGCGCUGCACCAGUUACCAUGGAUGUGGGACCAUCCUGAGGCACACGAGUAGAUAACGUGGUGUCUAUUGGCCUCCUUCUUUCCUUCCCAUGACACCUCCAACCCAUCUUAAAAGGACACUGAGUUGGGAUGCCCACUUUCCUACAAAAAGUGGAGCCCUUUCCUAUAUAUUCUGGGUAGCUUUGUGCCAAGUAUAUGGUCUUGAGGUGAGGUCACUUACGUGACUGCUGGUCUCCUCCACUUUAUCCUCUCCUCCUUCUCCUGUGUUAUUCUUCCUCUUUCCUCUUCUCUUUACUUCUCCUUCAUCUCUUCCUUCUCUCUCUACUUGUCCUCCUCCUCUUCCUCCUUCCUCUAGUUUGAAGUUGCAGGAGGAUAGAUUUCAAUUGAACAUUAGAAGGAAAUUCUUGACUGUCAGAGCAGUUCGCCAAUGGAACCAAUGGUGUUACAUUUUGAUGAUGCAUGCAGACUUUGUAUAUUGUGGGGAAGCUGUUACCACCAUACUGACAAAGUAACUGGAUGGAAGGGUGGUAGUAGGGCAGACAAACAAGAAGGAGACAUCUACUAAUGAAGGGACCAUAAGCCAGAAAAUAGUAACUUUUGCCUAUGUAGCUUUGCCUCUGCAUAUGCCCCUCCCUUCCUGUGAGCUGGUGCCUUUCUCCAGAAAGUUCCAAGACCAAAAGUUAGCUUGAAAUCAACAAGUGAAGUCACAGGUAUCACUUAUGCCAAGUGGGUGUGGAAGGUGAGGAAGACCCUCAGCCAUUGGUCAAUUUUAGAUAAACAAAAGGUAUAAAUUCUUUGUUUGCUGCGACAUGCUUUUGCGACGGCCUUCUCACAGCUGUGGUGAAAAUAAACUUUGCUUUUUGCAUCUCU